Stomoxys calcitrans (stable fly) is the source of this 1275-nucleotide messenger RNA. Its product is annotated as zinc finger protein 239. The transcript is spliced from 2 exons. Gene Ontology annotation, cellular component: nucleus. NCBI's taxonomy places the organism in Eukaryota, Metazoa, Arthropoda, Insecta, Diptera, Muscidae. The coding region runs from base 73 to 1227 and encodes 384 amino acids. Gene Ontology annotation, molecular function: DNA-binding transcription activator activity, RNA polymerase II-specific; RNA polymerase II cis-regulatory region sequence-specific DNA binding. The record is from RefSeq and is a predicted model, not a curated record. Gene Ontology annotation, biological process: regulation of transcription by RNA polymerase II.
CUGUAGAAAAAUACAGACCGACAACAGUGAAGAAGACAGGCGUAAACAAAAUAUUUUUCUUCUCUAGGAAGGAUGUUAAAAAACUGUGUUUUGCCCGCUAAUUACAUUAGUAUUUCCUGCGGCGAAAUAAUCUACAAAAGCUUCGAUGAGUUUGUAUUUAACUGUAAUCUCUGCAAAAUCAAAGUUUUUGACUUUGAGGAUUUCGUAAGGCAUCUCAAAUGUGUCCACGAAGAUGAGCUUAACAGAAAGGAGUGUUCUGAUAAGGCUAGCCUCUCAUGCAAGGGGGAGGAGGACGAGUAUGAUGAUGAGGAUUAUAAGCAUAUUUUGAAAUCAAAUCGCGUUGCAAAUAAAAAUAACGAAGCUGGUACUGAAAAUUCCGAUUUUAACGAUGACAGCGACUUUGAACAUUGGAAGGAAGCAAAUGAUUCGGAAUAUGAACAGUCAGAGGCAGACAAGAGUAUAAUAAAGAAGCCAAGAAAACCAAAAGACUUUUCCUGUGAAAUCUGUAAUAAAAAGUAUGCUGAGGAACGACGUUUGAAUAUGCACAUAAAAAUUGUUCACCUUCGAGAAAAACCGUACAAAUGUGACUUAUGUCAUGAAUCAUUCGCUUCAUCAGCUUCAUUACAAAAACAUAUUGGACAGCGGCACACAGGCUUCGAAUGUCCAACUUGCCAUAAAGCAUUCUCCUCAACUCGCAAUUUAAAACGGCACAUGUUGUUGCAUGUAGAUGUCAAAGAAUUCAUUUGCAAUGAGGAAAAUUGCGGAAAACAAUUCGCUUCACCAGGCCUUCUAAGAGACCAUCGGCGAUGCCAUAGUGGUGCACUUUUGAUAUGUGAAGAAUGUGGCUACAGUUGCAGGCAACGUGAAUCUUUAAUUGUCCACAAACGUCAUCAUACUGGAGAGAAACCAUUUCGCUGUAAACUAUGCGAUAGUAGUUUUGGUUCGAAGCCCUUGUUGAAAGAACACAUGGCCACACAUGAAACAGAAAGGAAUCAUGUAUGUGAUGUGUGUGGAAAACGUUUUAAUCGACCGAAAGCCCUUUACCAUCACAAACACUUGCAUUUGGGUGUGAAAAAAUUUGUAUGUAAAAUUUGUGGUCAAGCAUUUGCACAGGCUGCUGGUUUGUCGGCCCAUACGCGUAAACAUAAAGAAGAAUCAUCUGGCAUAUUUUCCUCUGCACUAUCCAAUACUCCGCCGCCAGGCGUGAAUGUGUUUUAUAAUUUGUAGGAUAUGUAUUAUAGAAUAAAAUCUAAGAAACAUAAAGUAACUGUUUAA